This is a messenger RNA of Austrofundulus limnaeus, 4035 nucleotides long. RefSeq names its product myosin IHb (gene myo1hb). NCBI's taxonomy places the organism in Eukaryota, Metazoa, Chordata, Actinopteri, Cyprinodontiformes, Rivulidae. The transcript is spliced from 32 exons. The coding region runs from base 370 to 3510 and encodes 1046 amino acids. Gene Ontology annotation, cellular component: cytoplasm; microvillus; actin cytoskeleton. Gene Ontology annotation, molecular function: microfilament motor activity; ATP binding; actin filament binding. Gene Ontology annotation, biological process: actin filament-based movement; endocytosis; actin filament organization. The record is from RefSeq and is a predicted model, not a curated record.
UGAAUGUUUGCUGCCUGGGCUCCAUAAAUGUUUGAGCAGCCAGGAGCUUCCAGAAGCAGGUAGCUCACUCCUGCUCCUGCAUCCUCACUGACGAUGCAGGAGCAUCGUACCGGCAGGAAACAACACUUCCUCCCUCCUCUUCAUCCUCACACUCCUCAUCGUCCUUCUGUUUAAGCAGGACUGUGGAUCCAGAUUUAUUUAUGGCAAUAUUUCUAUGACUAAAAGAGCAUGGAGCAUCACAGGAAAGUAUAGAGUGUUGGUGAAAUACUAGUGCUUCAUUAUGGAAAAAGCCCUCAGCUAAAGUCACACACCUGUGGACUGGAACUCAGUAAUUUGGAUUAAUUCUCUUCAUACAACACUGAUCCAACCAUGACGCACAGGACUCUGGAAGUAAGAGAGAGCCUGGAGGAGCGGUGCAGCCGGAUCCUGAGGAACAUGGAGGCCUCUCUGACGGCCCGGGAUCGCGUGGGCAUCCAGGACUUUGUUCUCCUGGACCCCUACACGAGUGAGAGUGCCUUCCUGGACAACCUGAGGAAACGCUUCCAUGAGAAUCUCAUUUAUACGUACAUCGGGACUCUGCUGGUGACGGUGAAUCCGUAUAAAGAGCUGGACAUCUACAGCCAGAAGCAAAUGGACACCUACAUGGGAGUUAACUUCUUUGAACUGCCGCCUCAUAUCUACGCUCUGGCAGACAACGUCUUCCGCACCAUGCAGUCUGAGUCCAACAACCACUUCAUCCUGAUCUCUGGGGAAAGUGGGGCUGGAAAAACGGAGGCCUCGAAAAAAAUCCUUCAGUUCUACGCCGUCAGCUGUCCAAGUACCAAAGUUCUGAACAACGUCCGGGACAGGCUGCUUCUCUCCAAUCCAGUGCUUGAAGCUUUCGGAAAUGCCAAAACUCUGAAGAACGACAACUCCAGCCGCUUCGGGAAAUACAUGGACAUCCAGUUCGACCACCAGGGUGGAGCCGUUGGCGGCCACAUCCUCAGCUACCUGCUGGAGAAGUCCCGUGUGGUUCACCAGAACCACGGGGAGAGAAACUUCCACAUCUUCUACCAGCUGGUGGAGGGAGGAGAGGAAGACCUGCUUCGCUGGCUCGGCCUGGAGAGGAACUGCAAGAACUACCGUUACCUUGUGCAGGGGGAUUGUGCCAAAGUUAGCUCUAUCAAUGAUAAACGUGAUUGGAAGACAGUCAGGAAAGCCCUUUCUGUCAUAGACUUCAGUGAAGGUGAAACAGAGGACCUGUUUGGAAUCAUUGCUAGUGUUCUCCACUUGGGAAAUGUAAAGUUUGAUGCAGAUGCUCGAGGAUACGCCACUCUCAACAACAACUCAGAGAUGCAAUGGGUGUCAAAGUUGUUGGGGAUUCCUAAUCAGGUGCUACAACAGGGCUUAACCCACAGAAAGAUAGAAGCCAAAACAGAGGAGGUGCUCAGUCCCUUCUCUGUGGACCAUGCAGUAUACGCCAGGGACGCCCUUGCCAAAGCCAUCUAUGGACGCACUUUCAACUGGCUGGUCAACAAGAUCAAUGAAUCUUUAGCUAACAAGGACUCCUCCAGGAAAACCGUCAUUGGUUUGCUGGACAUCUACGGUUUUGAAGUUUUCAACGUGAACAGCUUCGAACAGUUCUGCAUCAACUACUGCAACGAGAAGCUGCAGCAGCUUUUCAUCCAGCUGACCCUCAAAUCCGAACAGGAAGAGUACGAGAUGGAAGGGAUUGAAUGGGAACCUGUGCCAUAUUUCAACAACAAGAUCAUCUGUGAUCUGGUGGAGGAAAAAUUCAGAGGACUCAUCUCUUUGCUGGAUGAGGAAUGUUUGCGGCCCGGAGAGGCCACAGAUCUAACUUUUCUGGAAAAGAUUGAGGAAAAGAUCGGCGGCCAUCCUCACUUUGUCACCCACAAACUGGCAAACAAAGACACAAGAAAAACCCUGGACAGAGGAGACUUCCGUCUGCUGCACUACGCUGGGGAGGUUACGUACUGUGUCGUUGGAUUUUUGGACAAAAACAAUGAUCUGUUGUAUCGAAGUGGAAAAGAGGUCAUGAGACAGUCCAAGAAUGCCAUCAUCAAACACUGCUUUCCCUCCAACGAACCAGACAGCAAGAAGAGACCUGAAACUGUGGUGACACAGUUCAAGAACAGCCUGGUUGGUCUGACGGAGAUCCUGAUGUCCAAAGAACCUUGGUACGUCCGCUGCAUCAAACCCAACGAAGCCAAGCAGCCAGGCCAGUUCGAUGACGUGUUGGUGAGACAUCAGAUGAAGUACUUGGGGCUGAUGGAGCACCUGAGGGUCAGACGGGCUGGGUUUGCCUACCGCCGUAAAUAUGAGAUCUUUCUCCAGAGGUAUAAGGCUCUGUGCCCAGACACCUGGCCCAACUGGAAAGGUACUCCAUCAGAAGGUGUGCUGUGCCUCGUGAAACACCUGGGUUACAAACCUGAUGAGUACAAGAUGGGCAGAACAAAGAUUUUCAUUCGCCACCCGGGCACUCUGUUUGCAACAGAGGACGCCUUUCAGAUCUGCAAACAUAAGCUGGCAACAAGGAUUCAGGCCAAAUAUAAAGGCUACAGGGUAAAAGAGGACUAUCUGAAACAGAAAGAGGCUGCCACAAAGAUUGAGAACUGUUGGAGGGGUUUGAUGGCAAGGAAGGAGCGAGAGAGGAGAGCUUGGGCCGUCAAAGUCAUCAAAAGGUUCAUCAAAGGUUUCAUGACCAGAAAUCAGCCGGCCUGCGUGGACAACAGUGAGUACCUGGCCUACGUGAGGCAGAGCUACCUCGCACGGCUGAAGGAGAACCUCCCCAAAACCGUCCUGGAGAAAGACUCCUGGCUCACCCCGCCUCCUGUCAUGAGGGAGGUCUCGCAGCUCUUGCAGAAGAUCUACAUUCGCAACAUGGUGAGGAAGUAUGUCAGAGGAAUCAGCGCUCAGAAGAAGGCACAGCUCUCAUUAAAAGUCCAGACCAGCUCCAUGUUCAAAGGAAAAAAGGAGAACUAUCCCUUUAGUGUGUGCCGACCAUUUGUGGACACCAGAAUUGCUCUAGCAGACAUAAACACGAAGGUCCUUCAGAUGAUUCAGCAUGAACACAUCAAGUACAGUGUGCCAGUGGUGAAAUACGACAGGAACGGCUUCAGGCCUCGUCCCCGGCAGCUCAUUUUCACCCAGGAAGCUGCUUACCUGAUCGAAGAGGCCAAAAUCAAGCAGCGGAUUGAUUACACCUCUCUGAAAGGCGUGUCUGUGAGCAACCUGAGUGACAACUUCCUGAUCCUUCAUGUCACAUGUGAAGACACCAAACAAAAGGGAGAUCUGGUUCUGCAGUGCGACCAUCUGUACGAAGCCCUGACUAAGCUGAGUGUUACUGCAGACAAGCAGAACUGCAUCAAAGUGGUUCAGGGAAGCGUGAGAUUUGACAUCCAGCCUGGCAGAGAGGGGUUUGUUGACUUCAAAAGUGGUCAGGAAUCCAUGGUCUACAGGGCAAAGAACGGUCACUUGAUGGUGGAAUCAACAAGAGCCAAGUCCAGAUGAAGACGACGGGGCGUAACCUCGCUAAUGGACCUCCUAAAUAAACAGCCAUGUUUGCUCUGUAAUGCAGCAAUGUAGAUGUUUUUAAUUAAUUGAGUUUUAUGGCAGCUGAUCUUUAAUUUAGCAUCUUUAAGGUUAUCUCAUAAUGUAUGCUGUCACUGUACAAACACUGCCAAUAAACAUUGUAGAAAACAUAGCGGAGACUGACCAGAAAAAUAUGUGGGUUGAAACGGUCUCUGAAUAAACUUAUGUAGAAUCAAGGACAAACCAUUUACUGAUGUUAAAUUAAAUGUUUAACUGCUUAAGAAUGACACGUUUUUAUAAAGAUGCAAAAAUAACAUGCAACUUCCAAUAUUUAGCUUUUCUAAACCAUGUCAGUGUAAAAGCAGAACUGAACACAUCAUAGUUUAUUAGAUGACAGUGUUCCUGUGAUGACUCCUCAUGUAGCAGCGCCCCCUGCUGGCCACUUUCUGAAACUGCUGAAGUCUUCAUGGCUUACAGGGAAAGCUUUGUUUGGUCACAUAAAAA